AUGAAGAGUACGAAUCGUAGUAGUAAAUGGAAAGGCGUUACUCGUCAUAAAAUCACAAGUCGGUGGGAAGCACAUCUGUGGGAUGCCACGUACGAGCGUGUGCGCAAGAAAUCGUCCGGCGGGCGCACGCGCGGGCGACAGGUUUAUUUAGGAGGAUGGAUCUCCGAGCUCGACGCCGCGCGUGCGUACGAUCUUGCCGCGUUGCGAUUCUUCGGUACUCGACAGGUUCUGAAUUUUGAUGUGAGUAAUUACACCGAAGAAAUCAAAGCCAUGCAGGAGUAUUCACCCGCUGAUUGGGUUUGUGAGCUAAGACGGCGAUCUUCCGGCUUCUCUCGCGGAGUGAGUGCUUACAGAGGAGUGACAAGUCAUAAAGGGAAAAAUUCCAAGGGAAAAUGGGAAGCGCGCAUUGGGCGAGUUAUGGGCAACAAAUACCUUUAUUUGGGCACGUAUCCAACCGAGCGCGCAGCGGCUGAGGCGUACGACUGCGCGGCGCUUCUUUAUCGCGACUCGAAGGCGGUGACAAAUUUCGAUCGCUCGAAUUACUCAGAGGAAGAGAUCGCGAACGCUGGACUCGGCGCAAAAAUAUUGUAA
Ostreococcus lucimarinus CCE9901 is the source of this 591-nucleotide messenger RNA. RefSeq lists its product with no specific name. Gene Ontology annotation, molecular function: DNA binding; DNA-binding transcription factor activity. Gene Ontology annotation, biological process: regulation of DNA-templated transcription. The transcript has a single exon. NCBI's taxonomy places the organism in Eukaryota, Viridiplantae, Chlorophyta, Mamiellophyceae, Mamiellales, Bathycoccaceae. The record is from RefSeq and is a predicted model, not a curated record. The coding region runs from base 1 to 591 and encodes 196 amino acids.